Molecule: messenger RNA, 2024 nt
Organism: Punica granatum (pomegranate)
Lineage: Eukaryota; Viridiplantae; Streptophyta; Magnoliopsida; Myrtales; Lythraceae
Source: RefSeq, a predicted model, not a curated record
AACUGCACGGCGAGGGGCAGAUCCGAAACGGCGGACGAAUUUCGGUUCGUAACAGACAGCUGCUGCUGAAAACUAAUGGAACUCUCAACCAACUCCUCCUCCUCCUUUCUUCCACCAUCUUCGACUCUUCUGCUGCAGCCACCGGAACGACACCGGGGACCUCAGCCUCUGAUGGAAGAAUCCGAGAAACUGACGGCACUGAAGAAGGCGUACGCGGAGAUAAUCUUGAAUACGACCAAGGAGGCAGCUGUCCGUAUAUUGGAGUCUGAAAGGAAGGCCACUAGGUUCCAGCAAGAACUCUCCUCUGUCAAGGAAGAGUCCCUCCGCAUGCUCAUGAGGAUGAAGCAAAUGCUGGAUGCUAAGGACAAUGAAGCGACAGUUGUAUGUAUGAGCCAACAAAAAAAGAUUGAAGAACUUGAGGCUCAGCUUGAGGAAGCUGAGGAUAUAGUCAAAGAGCUUAGGGAAGAGUUGAGAGAAGUUCAAGCAGAACUUGAACAGGUCAAUACUGCCCAAAGCCAAGUUGAGCAAAGGGGAGAAUUGGUAGCAGUCUCUGAUGCAUGGACCUUGUGCUCUGACGGCCCUUACAAUGGAAGCAAUGAUUGUUCCACUAACAAUUCUUGUAAGGGCGACUGCUAUUUCCAGAACCCGGAUUUUCCUUCCAUAAUUAGGAGAUGCAAAGAGCCAAAGUUGCACAGAAAUGGAUGCACCCAGAGGAUUCGAGCAUGCGAAGGUAACUCGUGCAAAGAGGUCCAAGAAGAGACAUUCAAAGGAGGGCAUGAAGGAGGCGAUCAAUUAUGUGGUACAGUAAAACCGGGCUUUUUAAAUUUAACCAAAAUGGCAGAAGACAAUUCUGUCCAUCUUGAAGUUGCCCAGUCCAUCAGGAGGAGGAAAAAACGAUCUACUAGAUAUAGUCAAGCUAAAGCCACUUCUUUUGUGAAUCUUCUGAAUCAUGCUGAAGAAACACGAAAUCCUUGCUUCAAAGAUUCUCAAGGUGAAGAUAAAACGUUUGAGCAGUUAAGCAAUGCGAGUAUUGAGCAAUCAGGUGACAAAGACAAAGACAAGGGCUUUGUUGAGUCACAGAGCAAUCAAGCAGUCAGAAUUCCUCUAAGUCAAGGCUUUGCUGACAGAACUGCUUCUUUUAUGAAUCUUCAGAAUCAUGCUGAAGAAACUCAAAAUCCCUCUUGCUCCAAAAAUCCUAUGGAUGAGGACAAAGAAUUCAUACACUCAGAAAUUGCGAAUGUCGAGCAAAUGAGUGACAAAGAUAAGGGCUUUGUGGAGUUACAGGUUGAGAGAGAUGGUAAUGAGCCUGAAGAGGCUGCAGGUCUAGCUCAUCGCACAGCGGAUUCUGAAAAACUGGAAGAUGCUUCACUAAACUCAGAGUUGAAGACUUUGGAUCACGAUGAUGUGAUUCCCAGUCAAUCACCAGAUGCUAAGUUCCUUAAGUACACAUUCCAGAGGAAGCGGAAGAGGGAGAUGUCGUGCAGUCCCGACCCUGUUAGCUGUGUCGAAGAGAAAAAUGCGAAGACUAAUGUGGUCGAGAAACUCAGUGGUUCUCUUGAGCCAAAGAGUCUUAGCUUCACAACUGAGUCAUCACGGGAUUCUCGCCGAUUAGUCCAGGUGGCACGCCAGCUAAUUUCUUUAUCCGAGAAGAAGUGGGGGCAGUAGAUUUUCUAACUGAAUGCGGGUUUUCAGGUGCAUCCGAAGGACAGAGUCAGGUCAGUGAGAUAAUCCCGGUGACGCCCAGCUGAUUCAAGAGAGAGCCUCUGGUUCUUGAUACAACCUUGUUCUUGAGCUUGCCGGAUUCGGCUUCUCGGCCUUCAUUGUUCUUUUCUUUUCUCUAGUUGAGACCAUAAGGGAAAUUUUUUAUCGAGCUUGGCUUCCCUUAUUGCCAAAUUUACUGUCUCAUUCUACCUUUACUUAGAAAUUUGGUGUAUAUGUUGCACAUGUUUACAAUUGACAUGGCCAUUCCCUCGAUAGUAACAACCCCUGCCAUUGAAAGGGACCGAGUUUGUCAUUUUAGCUCA